Enhydra lutris kenyoni (northern sea otter) is the source of this 2073-nucleotide messenger RNA. Its product is annotated as glycerol kinase-like. Gene Ontology annotation, biological process: triglyceride metabolic process; glycerol metabolic process; glycerol-3-phosphate biosynthetic process. The record is from RefSeq and is a predicted model, not a curated record. Gene Ontology annotation, cellular component: mitochondrion. Gene Ontology annotation, molecular function: glycerol kinase activity. Bases 93 to 1685 code for a protein of 530 amino acids. The transcript is spliced from 2 exons. Lineage: Eukaryota; Metazoa; Chordata; Mammalia; Carnivora; Mustelidae.
CUCGCCUUAACGGCUCGCCGUCUGCCCCUCCCCCGCCCGCUGCCGUCACCGGGGAAACGGCCGCGAUAGCCAGCUGACCUGAAGCUGGUUUCAUGGCAGCCGCGAAGAAAGCAGUUUUGGGGCCACUGGUGGGGGCAGUGGACCAGGGCACCAGCUCAACGCGCUUUUUGGUUUUCAAUUCAAAAACAGCCGAACUACUUAGUCAUCAUCAAGUGGAAAUAAAACAAGAGUUUCCAAGAGAAGGAUGGGUGGAACAAGAUCCUAAGGAAAUUCUGCAGUCUGUCUAUGAGUGUAUAGAGAAAACAUGUGAGAAACUUGGACAGCUCAAUAUUGAUAUUUCCAACAUAAAAGCUAUUGGUGUCAGUAACCAGAGGGAAACCACUGUAGUCUGGGACAAGUUAACCGGAGAGCCUCUCUACAAUGCUGUGGUGUGGCUUGACCUAAGAACCCAGUCUACCGUUGAGAAUCUUAGUAAAAGAAUUCCAGGAAAUAAUAACUUUGUCAAGUCCAAGACAGGCCUUCCACUUAGCACUUACUUCAGUGCGGUGAAACUUCGGUGGCUCCUUGACAAUGUGAGAAAAGUUCAAAGGGCUGUUGAAGAAGAUAGAGCUCUUUUUGGGACCAUUGAUUCAUGGCUUAUUUGGAGUUUGACAGGAGGGGCCAAUGGAGGUGUCCACUGUACGGAUGUAACAAAUGCAAGUAGGACAAUGCUUUUCAACAUUCACUCUCUGGCAUGGGAUAAAGAGCUCUGCGAAUUUUUUGAAAUUCCGAUGAAGAUUCUUCCAAAUGUCCGGAGUUCUUCUGAGAUCUAUGGCCUAAUGAAAAUCUCUCAUAGCCUGAAAGCUGGGGCCUUGGAAGGUGUGCCAAUAUCUGGGUGUUUGGGGGACCAGUCUGCUGCAUUGGUGGGACAAAUGUGCUUCCAGGAUGGUCAAGCCAAAAAUACGUAUGGAACAGGCUGUUUCUUACUAUGUAAUACAGGCCGCAAGUGUGUGUUUUCUGAGCAUGGCCUUCUGACCACAGUGGCUUAUAAGUUUGGCAGAGACAAACCAGUAUAUUAUGCCUUGGAAGGUUCUGUAGCUAUAGCUGGUGCUGUUAUUCGCUGGCUAAGAGACAAUCUUGGAAUUAUAAAGACCUCAGAGGAAAUCGAAAAACUUGCUAAAGUAGUAGGUACCUCUUACGGCUGCUACUUCGUCCCCGCGUUUUCGGGGUUGUAUGCACCUUACUGGGAGCCCAGUGCAAGAGGGAUCAUCUGUGGGCUUACUCAGUUCACCAAUAAAUGCCAUAUUGCUUUUGCUGCAUUAGAAGCUGUUUGUUUCCAAACCCGGGAGAUUUUGGAUGCCAUGAACCGCGACUGUGGAAUUCCACUCAGUCAUUUGCAGGUAGACGGAGGAAUGACCAACAACAAAAUUCUUAUGCAGCUUCAGGCAGACAUUCUGUAUAUCCCAGUAGUGAAGCCUUCAAUGCCAGAAACAACUGCCCUGGGAGCGGCCAUGGCGGCGGGGGCCGCGGAAGGAGUUGGCGUUUGGAGUCUCGAACCCGAGGAUCUGUCAGCGGUCACAAUGGAGCGGUUUGAACCACAGAUCAAUGCUGAAGAAAGUGAAAUUCGUUACUCUACAUGGAAGAAAGCUGUGAUGAAGUCAGUGGGCUGGGUUACAACUCAGUCUUCAGAAAGUGGUAUCCCAUAAAUGAUACCAACUCACGGAUUCCAAAGAUGCGAGUUCUUUGCCUAAUGAGAGAAUCCAGCGAUUGUCUCUUAAUGUGAUGACACUAUUCAUAGACUCUGAUUUUAUUUAUAAGCCACUUGCUGCAUGACCCUCCACGUAGACCUGUGUCUUGAAAUAAAGAAAAUGCAGCAGAAAGAAUGCUAUAGAAACAUUUGGUGUGUUUUUUAACAUCAAGAGUUAAGAUUGGACCAGCCACCUUGAGGGCUGACCCCUCCUUUGCCAUCGUGUCCUGUCCCAUUCCCUAUGAGAUCUAGGAAGAAUUCAGGUCCUUCAUUUCAUUGGAAUCUUUCAUCAAACACACUCAAAUGCUGAUGAUGGUCUAGGAUUUGGUUCUCUGCACUACACACAC